Messenger RNA from Striga asiatica, 315 nucleotides. Lineage: Eukaryota; Viridiplantae; Streptophyta; Magnoliopsida; Lamiales; Orobanchaceae. The record is from the annotation of a GenBank genome assembly.
AUGCAAUCCAACCACUAUCCGGUAGAUAAAACCUACAAAUUGCAUGCAGGAAUUAGAGGUGCUUACUGGGAAGCUAUGGCGAGUGAGAGAGGAGGCGAUCUGAGACAGAUGGUAGAACAAACGAUGUCGUCUGUGCUUUCUAGUUUUAGGUACUCGACAAAGUUCAGGACUCCGACAGAUUACCUAUAUUUGGGGCUUUUCCGGCGGCGGGAUGGAAGCUUCGGAAGAGUAGAUGCAGGUGGAAUUAACGCGAAGAGAAAGACGAAGCGCCGACUGCUGGAGAAUGGUUUCGGCGUAGAGAGUGAUGAAGAGUAG